Molecule: messenger RNA, 2892 nt
Organism: Bombina bombina (fire-bellied toad)
Lineage: Eukaryota; Metazoa; Chordata; Amphibia; Anura; Bombinatoridae
Gene: STING1
Product: stimulator of interferon response cGAMP interactor 1
Exons: 7
Coding region: 64-1128 (354 amino acids)
Biological process (GO): activation of innate immune response; positive regulation of macroautophagy; positive regulation of type I interferon production
Cellular component (GO): autophagosome; endoplasmic reticulum membrane
Molecular function (GO): 2',3'-cyclic GMP-AMP binding; cyclic-di-GMP binding
Source: RefSeq, a predicted model, not a curated record
CCCGCCCAUGGUACAUAAGCUGUAAUCUCAGUUAUUGCUGCCGAUCUGUAAACGUAAGAUAAGAUGUUACCAAGAAGACUAAACGUUGAAGUUGAAAACAGCAAAAUUAUUCCCCAGCCAAGAGGCCACUUUGCUUCUGCGGCAGCUCUCAUAUUUUUUCUCAUUUGCGUCAUCAGUUUGUACAUAUUUGGGACUGAAGAGUAUACAGUUAUGCAUAUUCUGUCUCGAAUAAUAGAGAACUUUGCUAUUGUAUUUUUUGGACAUACUGCAACAAGUAUAUGUGAAUGUUUUGAAGAAUUCAGGCAUGUGAAUACCAGGUACAAUGGAAAAUACUUGAAAGCAAUGAAAGCAAGUUUCAACCCAAAGUAUUUUAUAUUUUUUAUACCAGUCUGUUUGAUAGUAUACCAAAUGGAAUUCUCUGAAUCAAUCAAAGUUGCUCUUAAAGUCCUUUCCUAUGUACUGGCCUUUCUUUUUGGACUUCAGGCUCCUGCACCUGCAACUAUCUCUGAAAUUACAGAAAAAAGAAAAAUGAAUGUUGCACAUGGCUUGGCUUGGUCAUAUUUUGUUGGGUAUUUAAGUUUUAUUUUACCAAAUUUAAAGAACUCUGUGAAAACAUUUAAUGAAGAAAACAACAAUCUACUGAAAUCUCCAGAAAUGUGUAAAUUGCUUAUUUUGAUACCAUUAAGCUGCAGGUUAUGUGAUGAUCUAAAUGGAGCUGAUGAUUAUAUCAAUUUUGAGAAGGAACUUCCACCUCUCUAUAAAGAUCGUGCUGGCAUCAAAGAAAGAGUUUUUAAAAAUAAUGUGUAUCGUAUUUUGGAUGAUGAACACAGGGCACAUUACUGUAUUGUGGAAUAUGCAACACCUCUGUACACGUUAUAUCAAAUGUCAGAUACAUCGAGUGCAGCCUUCAGUUCAGAAGAUCGUGUUGAACAAGCAAAGCUUUUUUAUCGUACACUAAGGGACAUCUUAGAAAAAUCAACUGAAUGUCAAAACACAUAUCGACUAGUAAUUUAUGAUGAUUCGCAAAUGGAUGAAGGGCAGGAGCAGCAUAUAUUAUCCAAAGAAAUACUAAAUCAUUUAAACCAACAAAAUUCUGAGGAAUAUUACCUGGGUCAUAGAAAAGAAUAAUAAUUUUGUGCAAAUCAUUACUGUCAUGUAAAGCUACAAAACUGUGAACAUCACCAAAGGACAGAGAAAGCAUUACAAUCUAUGCAUUUGAGUAUAUUUUAUACAUUUUUGCUUAAAGAUAUUAGCAUUUUUGUUAUUUUGGCUUGUGCUGAUUAGAUGUUUUCAUCAUAUUGUUGGUUUCAAUCUUGCUGAAAUGGCACAGGUGGCAGUAAGAAUGGAAGAUUUUAGUCUCACACAAUUGCUAAUGACAUGGACUUUUUCAGUAGCAGGCUAUCCAUUAUACAAUUAAAUAGGUACUGGAUAAUAACUAUGGUGUUGGUUGAAAGUUUAUUAGACUCAUUCAUUUGUAUUAAAUGUGCAUAUCUACGUACAAUACAUUUAUAGAUAAAGACCCAAAGAGUUAUAAAAGGUUUUUUUUGCUAUAAUUAACACUUGUGGAAUUGUUGUUAACAUCUAAAUACCACUGGCAGGUAGAUGCUACCUUCUGUAGCUACCUCCUCAGGUAGAUGCCAGCUUGUGUGGCUACUCUAUCAUUUCAUUUACAUCUGUUUUGCAACCUUCAUAUGUUUAGUGUAAUUCACUUCCCAUCUUUGUCCGUGACUGCAUACACUUUGCCCUUUUGUAAUUUCCAACUGCUAUGUCUUAACUAAAUAUGCUCAUGCACUCACACACACCAGUUGUAAUUAGGGCCAAUAUAUAUUUCCCUAAUAUAACUCUAUAACCUUAGCCAUUGUUUUGUAUCAACUUUGCCUUUAACCAGACUACUUUUUGUACUAAUCUUUAUGCACCUAGCUUGUUGGACCCUCUUAGAUCCUUUUUUUUUUUUUCUGUCUUUGCAUCAUCUGCCAAAUCUUCUUACCUCUACCUCCCCUCUACCACAAACAUGCUUUUGUCCAUAUCCAAACUCGUCCUCUCUAUCCCCCUUCCCUUCAUCCUGGAACCACACCCAAAAAAUAUUUCAAAUAAAAAAUAAAUAAAUAAAAAAUACUGAUAAACCUAAAUGAAUUUUAAAUGAAUUUAAAAAUAAUAAAAAAUAAAAAUACUAUGCACUGUGUGUCACGUGCUAGAAUACUGAUUUAGUCAAAGCUUAUUCUCUUAUACACAGCUGUUAAAGGGACAGUCAAGUCCAAAAAAAAACUUUCAUGAUUUAAAUAUAGAAUGUAAUUUUAAACAACUUUCCAAUUUACUUUUAUCACCAAUUUUGCUUUGUUCUCUUGGUAUUCUUAGUUGAAAGCUAAAACUAGGAUGUUCAUAUGCUAAUUUCUUAGACCUUGAAGACUGCCUCUAAUCUGAAUGCAUUUUGACCACUAGAGGGCAUUAGUUUAUGAGUUUCAUAUAGAUAACAUUGAGGUUAUGCACGUGAAGUUACCCAGGAGUGAGCACUGAUUGGCUAAAAUGGAUGUCUGUCAAAAGAACUGAAAUUAGGGGGCAGUUUGCAGAGGCUUAGAUACAAGGUAAUCGUAGAGGUAAAAAGUGUAUUUCUAUCACAGUGUUGGUUAUGCAAAACUGGGGAAUGAGUAAUAAAGGGAUUAUAUUUCUUUUUAAACAACAAAAAUUCUGGUGUUGACUGUCCCUUUAAUAUGAAAUUUUAGAAACAUUAAAUGGACAUUUUGAGAUAAAUAUGCAAUAUUAAUUUUGUAUGAACCAGAUUUACUGUGGCUAUUUGUGAACUUUCAGAAAAAUAACAGAAAGUCUUAAUUAACCAAAUGUGAUCUCUCAGUAAAAUUACUUAUGAUAACAUUAAAGGAAUAUGAAACCCAAAAA